CGCUCCUGCAGCCGCCUCCCUCCCUCCCUCCCACGCAGCUUCCUCCCUCACUCGCUCGCUCCUCAUCCGGCGACGGCGGCGGCGGCUCCCGUGCCCGCAUUCUUCCUUCCCCAACACGCCACCGCGUGGCCCCGCACGCCUAGGCGGCUCCCACCAACCACGGCGACGGCGGCAGCGGCCACGGAGGAGGGCGGCGGAUCAGCAGCGCCGGCGAUGGCGUCCGUGGCGGCGGUGGAUUCCUGCCGUCCACUCAAUCCCGCGCUCGAUCUCCUAGCCCCUCCUCUCCUGCGCUCGUUUCCCUGCUGCCUCUCUCAUGAAGAAGAAGGGGUGGUUCUCGGCACAGGCUGGGCUGGCACCUCCUUCCUCAAGAACCUCGACUCCUCCCGCUACGAGGUGAAGGUCAUCUCGCCCCGCAACUGCUUCGCGUUCACGCCGCUGCUCCCCAGCGUCACCUGCGGCACCGUGGAGGCGCGCAGCGCCGUCGAGCCGAUACAGAGGAUGUUCGAGAAGAAUGGGAAGGAUGUCGCGUAUUAUGAAGCAGAGUGCUUGAAGAUCAAUCUGACGAAGAAAGCCGUCCACUGCCGCUCUGCCGUCGGCACUAAUUUGGAUGGGAAUGGCGAUUUCAUGCUUGAUUAUGAUUACUUGGUUGUCGCUCUUGGAGCUGCUGUCAAUACAUUUAACACUCCUGGCGUGAUGGAGCAUUGCCACUUUCUGAAGGAAGUGGAGGAUGCCCAAAAGAUUCGGAAGAGCGUGAUAGACUGCUUUGAAAGGGCGUCAAUUCCUAACAUCAGUGAAGAGGAGCAUGGGAAAUUUUCCUGAACAUGGGAAAUAGCCAGGUUUGACCAAAGGAUAGCUGUGUUUGCUGAAUCAAAGUUCCAAAGAGAUGGCAUCAAGUUGAGUACAGGAUUCAGAGUGAUAAAGGUCUCCGAUGAUUCAAUUACAGUGAAGUGCAAAUCAUAUGGUGUAGAAACAUUGGUGCCGUAUGGAAUGGCUAUUUGAUCUGCGGGUAUUGGUACUCGCCCCGUCAUUACAGACUUCAUGAAUCAAGUUGGUCAGGGCAAACGACGUGCCUCUGCUGCACUCGUCGAUCCGUAGAUUGGUCCACGAUUCAUGACCUUCGGGUCAAUCCCCUGGUCGGUGACUCCUUCGAUAUGUGCGUGCACAUCAUCUAUUAGCAGCCUCGUCCAUCUUCGUUCACGGAUCUGCAG
Molecule: messenger RNA, 1208 nt
Organism: Triticum aestivum (bread wheat)
Lineage: Eukaryota; Viridiplantae; Streptophyta; Magnoliopsida; Poales; Poaceae
Product: external alternative NAD(P)H-ubiquinone oxidoreductase B1, mitochondrial
Exons: 6
Coding region: 214-819 (201 amino acids)
Cellular component (GO): mitochondrion
Molecular function (GO): NADH dehydrogenase activity
Source: RefSeq, a predicted model, not a curated record